AUGCGUGUUCAUGGGCUGACUCUCAUUUCGUUGCUCAUUUCUUCGGCGGCCGCGCACGAGGACUCUGAAUUACUAGACUGCAACACGGAAGACGCCGACGUGGAGAAAUGUGCGCAGAAGAUUGACACUGUUGUUGCGGUUACACCAGGCAUUUCCUAUUUCACCAAAAUCGCAUGCAAGGACUGUCCUUAUGCAAAGUCGUUUGGUGGGGAUCUCGACGACGGUCACUCAGAGGGCAAGAUUGCACAUGGCGACCAAGAGCUGUUCCUCAACGUCACCCUAGCAAAUGACACGCGCUCCAUUUUCCUCAAUGGCAAGAAGAUCUUCCCGACCCUCAACACCAUCCCGAACCCUCCGCACAUUGCCGUCGCCUCGCUCCACCCCGACUUCUCCUACAAGAACCUCACUACAGCAACCUCCUGCUCGAACCCAACAUGCGAGGGCCGCCACAUUAGUGACGACUGCACAGAGUGGUGCGAGAGCCUCCCUCUUGGCCGUGCAUUCCUAGACUACUCGUACGCCGCACACGUCCAAAAGGAAGAGCCAGACGCCAAAAUCCGCUUCUGGGAGAUAGUCUUCGAUCCCGUCGGCGGCCGCAGCCUUCCUCCCGCAGGCCACAGCGGCGUCUCCGUUCCCUGGGAGUUUGAUGACCCGGAGCGCAAAUCCCUGCUCAUCGUUGUUGCCGGCCAACCCGUCAAGCCAGGCCACAAGGUGAAACCGCACAACUCCCAGGACGGCGGCCUAUUUGGUUCUGUCGGCGGCGCGGACGAGGUCUACGAACUCGAAAUUACAAAAGUGGAGCAGGUGGUGCGCCGCUUCAACUUCGCUGCCCCACGCCUCACCGUCUGGGGCAAGAUCAGGCGCUUCUUUGGCGCCGACGUGUGGAAGGAGGAGGGCGAGCUUGUAUAUCUGAGCGACGAGUGGGGCGUCUGGGGCAAGAAGGGCACGUUGAGGAACCUAGUGGGCGACGUCUUCCACUCCAAUUUUGUGGGCCUGUUUUUCAUCAUCAUUGGCAGCGUGGUCGGUGGUUUCAUUGCGCUGCGCAUCAUCCAGAGCCUGUACUUGCUCGUCAAGCAGCAGAGUGGCCUGGCGAGAUGGGAGGGCAUUGAUGCCGUGUACAGUCAGCUUAACCAAAACAGAGGAGCCGAGGAGGACGAAGAGGGCAUGUUUCGAGGGGACUACCGCGAUAGUUAUGAGGAAGGCGGCAGUCGCGCGUCCAUGGGCUGGAACGAGGAGAGGAUGAAGCCGCUGCCGACCAAGCCAUUGCCUGAGAAGCCGUUGCCCCAGGAGCCGCUCAUUGAUACAUAG
Ascochyta rabiei is the source of this 1308-nucleotide messenger RNA. RefSeq lists its product as uncharacterized. Bases 1 to 1308 code for a protein of 435 amino acids. Lineage: Eukaryota; Fungi; Ascomycota; Dothideomycetes; Pleosporales; Didymellaceae. The record is from RefSeq and is a predicted model, not a curated record. The transcript is spliced from 2 exons.